Molecule: messenger RNA, 1650 nt
Organism: Schistosoma haematobium
Lineage: Eukaryota; Metazoa; Platyhelminthes; Trematoda; Strigeidida; Schistosomatidae
Product: hypoxanthine phosphoribosyltransferase 1
Exons: 7
Biological process (GO): guanine salvage; hypoxanthine metabolic process; GMP salvage
Molecular function (GO): magnesium ion binding; hypoxanthine phosphoribosyltransferase activity
Source: RefSeq, a predicted model, not a curated record
UUUGAUGAUAGUUAUGAAGGAUAUUCAGCGAAGAAUUUCACUUUACCAGAAAUCUAUGAAAAACAUAUUUCAACCAUUUUAAUUCCGGGUGGAAUGGUUCGAAGUCGUUUGGAAAGAAUGUCUAUUGAUAUAUUGGAUGAUUAUGAGAAAUCUGGUGUACAAUCUGUCUACGUGAUUUGUAUAUUGAAAGGAGGUUUCAAAUUUGCUUCUGAAAUAUGGAAAACGUUACAAAAGUAUUCAUUUACGCGUGAAAAUUACAUAAGGGUUAGUAUUGACUUCGUCGCUGCAAGUACAUACGUUGAUGAUUCAGUAGGUCAUGAUACCAAAAUCACUCCGUGUACAAAUAUGGAGAAGUUCAGAGAUAAGGAUGUACUCAUUGUGGAAGAUAUGGUUGACACGGGCACAAGUUUAAACGAACUGGAGAGAUUUGUGAAGAAAUACGAACCGAAAUCUGUUCGUUCAGCAUGUUUAUUACUCAAAAGAAUUACGAAUCCCAUUGAAGAAAUACCACCAAAUAGUUCAUUUUCCUGUUUAUCUCUUUGUUUUUCUAGUAAAAACAAACAAUAACUUUUCCUGGAUAUAAACCAACCUAUGUUGGCUUCGAAGUACCGAAUGUAUUCAUAGUUGGUUAUGGUAUCGACUACAACGAUCGCUUCCGUGAAUUGCCACAUGUCUGUGCAGUGAACGAUGAAGGUAAACGUGAAUUCCUUGGCCAAGGUUAACAUCUCUCUCGAGCUUCGUUUAACCGUGUAUUAACCGAGAAAAUAAUCAGAUUUGUGUCGAACGUUCCAUCUUUAAAUGUCAUCACGUAUACAUUAAAGAAAAUGUAUAUUUUAUACAGAAGAGAAUUUAUUUUGUACUAUUUUUGCAAAAAUAUUUGUUUUUUGACAGAUACACUUUGGUUUUUUUUAUUUUUUUUCUGAAUGUUGCAUUUCUUGAUUACGCAUGAGCACGUAGCCUGAAAUUUUGUAUGGGUCAUUUAACUUCUCAGAUUUCAUUAUUUAGUCGUGAUUUCAGAAGUGAAUCUGUUGAUACGUUGACAUUUAUUUUGGGUCAAUAUGUAUUUUGAUUCUCAUCAAAAAUUUUUUUGUUUCUUUAAGAGUUAAAUAUGGAUUGUGUUUAGGACUGAACCGGUAUCUGAAUGCUGACUAGUCACUAUUUAACCUGUUUUAUAUUUGCAAGUUAGGGAAUAAUAACAAGAAUGUCUUUGCUAAUGUUUGUCUUGAUGUUAAUGUUGAAGAUGUUUAGGGUGACGAUCGGUUAUCGAGUCUAUAAUAGGGAAGAAACUUAUAGAUACAUUUGAAAUUAUACUAUUCAAUGUGGUCAGACAUACCCAUGUUAUUUUAAAUGAAACUGGAUUCACCUGUAAAUUACAACUCACUAGGAUUAUAUUUAAAUAAGAAAGAAGUGUUUUCCAUGCUUUCUAUAAAUGCAUCACUAAGGCUUGUCUCAGACUUCCGAAUGAAGAUAUUUGAUGAAGUGAAAAUGAGAGCAUGAAAUGAAAUUCAUAGCAAAAAUUAUUCUCUCACAAGCAGUACUCACUCAAUAAAUGAACGGGAAAUUUCCAAAUAAUACUUGAUACUACACACUUAUUGAACGGAUUGGUAGACCAAUCCACUGCAAAGUUACGUACAUGAAUCCCAUCCGACU